Messenger RNA from Lactuca virosa, 2532 nucleotides. The record is from the annotation of a GenBank genome assembly. NCBI's taxonomy places the organism in Eukaryota, Viridiplantae, Streptophyta, Magnoliopsida, Asterales, Asteraceae.
CUGAAAAGUUGCAUUCCGAUGGAAGCUCUCGGCCACCUGAGAAUCGGCGUCUGUGUUCCGUUGUCCACCCCGUUUCCGCCUUCCAACACUAAGAAACACCUAAAACCGCACGCUAUCAGCGGUGGACCUAGUAGCAGUAAUACCGUUUCCAGUAGCUUCUCCGCUAGCAAAUGGGCCCACCGUCUCUUUUCCGACUUCCAAUUCCUGCCCACGACCAAUAAUGCCGACUCUAAUGACCUAACCGCCACUACCCUCACUCCACCCUACCCUCCCACGCUCACCACCGCCCCUGAACGCCACGUGUCUAUGCCCAUCGACUUCUACCGAGUGCUCGGCGCGGAGGCUCACUUCCUCGGAGACGGAAUUAGAAGAUGUUAUGAAGCUAGAGCUUUGAAACCACCUCAGUAUGGCUAUAGUGACGACGCAUUGAUUAGCCGGAGGCAGAUUCUUCAAGCAGCUUGUGAAACCCUAGCAAACCCUAGCUCAAAAAGAGAAUACAAUAAAGGGCUUGCAGAUGAAGAAUUCGAUACAAUCCUCACUGAUGUUCCAUGGGACAAUGUUCCUGGAGCCCUGUGUGUAUUGCAAGAAGCUGGAGAGGAUGAAUUAGUGCUUGAAAUUGGUGAAAGUUUACUGAAAGAGAGACUACCCAAAUCAUUCAAGCAAGAUGUUGUGUUGGCAAUGGCACUGUCCUAUGUUGAAAUUUCAAGGGACACAAUGGCCUUGUCUCCUCCAGAUUAUAUUAAGGGUUGUGAAUUGUUGGAGAGGGCACUGAAGUUAUUACAGGAAGAAGGUGCAAGCAGUCUUGCACCAGAUCUACAAGCACAAAUUGAUGAAACUUUGGAAGAGAUAAACCCACGUUAUGUUCUAGAGCUCCUGGCAUUACCUCUUGAUGAUGAAUACAGAACAAGAAGAAUGGAAGGUCUUCAAGGUGUCCGCAAUAUUUUAUGGGCGGUUGGAGGAGGUGGUGCCGCCGCUGUUGCUGGCGGUUUUACACGUGAAGAUUUCAUGAAUGAAGCCUAUUUGAGGAUGACAGCAGCGGAGCAGGUUGAACUCUUUGUAGCUACACCAGGUAACAUCCCAGCAGAAAGUUUUGAAGUUUAUGGAGUUGCUUUAGCACUUGUAGCACAAGCUUUUAUGGAUAAAAAGCCUCAUCUUAUUCAAGAUGCGGACAAUUUAUUUCAACAACUUCAACAAAUCAAAGUAACCCCAUUAGGCAAUUCAUCUCUUUACAACAUUAAAGAAAGUCGUGAGAUAGAUUUCGCAUUAGAAAGAGGUCUCUGUUCACUUCUAGUAGGUGAAGUAGACGAAUGUCGUUCAUGGUUAGGCUUAAAUAACGAAAACUCACAUUACCGGGACCCGUCUAUCACUACAUUUGUCAUGGAAAAUUCCCAAGAUGACCCUGAAAACGACCUCCUUCCAGGCCUUUGUAAGCUGUUAGAAACAUGGUUAAUGGAGGUUGUGUUUCCAAGAUUUCGGGAGACAACAGAUGUGCAAUUUAGGCUUGUGGAUUACUAUGAUGAUCCGGUUGUACUAAGAUAUUUGGAACGGCUGGCGGGAGUUGGUGGUUCGCCGCUGGCGGCUGCCGCCGCCAUUGCGAGGAUUGGUGCCGGAGCUACUGCGGUUCUUGAUAGCGUAAAGAUAGGGGCAAUUAAGGCGUUACAGAAGGUUUUCCCUGUUGGUGAAACAGAGAGUGUUAGGCGUGAGUUUGAUGAUUCUUUUGUGGUGGAGAGUGAGUUGGACAGGCGGCAGGAUGGUGGUUUUCCGGCGGAUGUGAUUACUGUUGAUGAGAUUAAGGAACAAGAAAUGAUUACUUAUAGGAUAAAAGAUGCUGCGGUGAAGAUUAUGUGUGGUGGGGUGGUGGUGGGGCUGUUGACUUUGGCUGGAUUGAAACUUAUGCCAUCCAAGAGAGGCUCUUCUUCUACUACUAACAAAGAAGUUGGUUCAGCUAUGGCUUCUGAAGUCAUCAAUGUGGCAGGGGAUUCUGUAAGUGAAGAUGCUGUAGAAAUUCCUAGAAUGGAUGCAAGACUUGCAGAAAGUCUAGUUCGCAAGUGGCAGACCAUUAAAUCCCAGGCCCUUGGACCUGAUCAUUGCCAUGAAAAAUUGUCAGAGAUAUUGGAUGGUCAGAUGCUGAAGAUCUGGCAAGAAAGAGCAAUUGAAAUUGGUGAACAUGGUUGGUUUUGGGACUACAGUCUCUUAAAUAUUACAAUUGACAGUGUGACCAUCUCCCUUGAUGGAGGCCUAGCUGUUGUUGAAGCAACCCUGGAAGAGUCUGCUCAGUUGACAGAUUUGACCAACCCUGAAAACAAUGACUCGUAUAAUUCAACCUACACAACCAGGUACGAGAUGUCACAUGAUGCUAAAGCAGGAUGGAAGAUCACAAAAGGAGCCGUCCUCAAAUCAUAAUCUGUAUAUAUAUAUCAUAUCUAUAUCAUAUGUAGCUUUCAGCUUUCUCCUCUUUUUUACUGUUUUCAUUGUUAGUUCAGUUUGCAAUUGUGAUGAAUGAAAGUAAAACAAAAUACAAGUUUGCAUGCA